This is a messenger RNA of Panicum hallii, 862 nucleotides long. Its product is annotated as chaperonin-like RBCX protein 1, chloroplastic. The coding region runs from base 124 to 645 and encodes 173 amino acids. The record is from RefSeq and is a predicted model, not a curated record. NCBI's taxonomy places the organism in Eukaryota, Viridiplantae, Streptophyta, Magnoliopsida, Poales, Poaceae. Gene Ontology annotation, molecular function: protein folding chaperone. Gene Ontology annotation, biological process: ribulose bisphosphate carboxylase complex assembly. The transcript has 6 exons.
CGCAGAGCCGCAGACCGGCCGGUCGCCGAUAAACAUCUCCGGCGCCCUUUUCGCCUUUAUUUCGCGCCUACCUGGCAUCCCGGCAGGUUCACGUUGCUUCGUUGGGUUUGCGCUUUUUUGGUCAUGGAGUGCAGUGUCGUGCUUCCGCUCCAGGGCGCCGGAGUCGUCGGUACCCGUCCGCGCGGCGGCGGCCCCGUGCAGGCGUUCUGGAGGGCUGAUCGGCGGCGGCGGCGGCUCGCGAGUGCCGUGGCGCCGGCGAAGUGCAGCAAGAUGUAUGUCCCCGGCUUUGGAGAAGGUUCGCCGGAGAGGAAGGCGGCCACUAACCUCCAGCACUUCUUCAACUACGUCGCCGUCCGGGUUGUGCUCUCACAGCUUGAGAGUUACAAUCGGGAGGCAUAUUAUGAGCUGAAGGAGUUCGUCAGCCGCACCUCUCUGAAUGACGCUGAAAUUUUCUGCAAAAAGCUGAUACGCGAGUCUCCAAGGCUGAAGGGACUAGCUAUGAGGAUUCUGGAGGUCCGAUCUGCUUAUGUUAAGAGUGAUUUCGAGUGGGACAACCUGAAGAAGUUAUCAUUCAAGAUGGUUGAUGAUGCUAAUACGAAGCUCAUGAGGGACUAUGUCUUGGAGGUCAGCCACAUCGAAGACUAAAACUAUAACAUCAAAUGAUUUUUCUUGAGCCUUGCUAUGGUAUUCUGUAUAUAGGAGGCUUUGCAUGUAUAGUUGUAUAUAAGUGUGUGUAAGUUAUGGAGCACUUGCUCAUGAAACUUUUCUGUACAGACACUAGGCAUAGCGGAUCAGCGAGUGGCAUGUGCAUAUGGUUAACAUUACUCGAAUAAAAGUCUGCGCACAUGCACCAUGUUACAUU